Armigeres subalbatus is the source of this 883-nucleotide messenger RNA. Its product is annotated as protein obstructor-E. The record is from RefSeq and is a predicted model, not a curated record. Gene Ontology annotation, molecular function: chitin binding. Gene Ontology annotation, cellular component: extracellular region. NCBI's taxonomy places the organism in Eukaryota, Metazoa, Arthropoda, Insecta, Diptera, Culicidae. Bases 122 to 778 code for a protein of 218 amino acids. The transcript has 3 exons.
AACAUAUUCAGCCACCUACUGGCUGAACGAGUGAUCAGUUUUCAAUUGGAUUGCAGUGUGAACGGUUUGAUUUGAAUUUGCGCGCCAAACAUCCUCGCCCCUCGUAGAUCAUCCAGCCAGCAUGGUCCAGAUCGGAGUGCUUCCCGCGGCGGCGAUCGUCGCCGUGGCCCUGUUCUGCAUCCACGCAAACAGUCAGUCAUGCCCCGAAAAGAACGGUCGAUUUCCAGUUUCAGACCAAUGUGACGCCUACAUCCAAUGCGUUGAUGGAGUCCCAGAACAAAAGCUCUGCCCGGAUGGGCUCCUUUUCAACGAAAAAUCGAACCUUUUUGCCUACCCUUGCCAGUACCCGAUCGACGUAGACUGUGGCAGCAGAACUCGCACGCAACCGGCUAUUCCGACCGAGGACUGUCCCCACCAGUUUGGCUACUACAAACUGGGCAAUCGCGAUGAUUGUGGUACCUUUAUGAACUGUGACAAUGGUCGAGGCUUCGUUGUUGAAUGUCCCUACGGUCUCGCCUUCAACAGUGCCACCUACCAGUGCGACUGGCCAGACCUGGUUGAGGAUUGCGACGCAGCUGCUUACCUUGGUUUCAGCUGCCCACCACAAGGUGAUCUGAUAGCACCGAUCCGGUUCUACCGAGCCCCGAACGAUUGUCGGAAGUAUUUCCUCUGCGUUGGUGAUAGCCCGCGAGUUAACCUCUGUGGUCCGGAGCAAGCAUUCAACGAAUUAAUCAACGCUUGUGAUGGAGUCGAAAACGUCACCGGGUGUGCCAUCUAAAGCUGCUUUUUGUAGGAUUGUAAAUUAUGCUACUUGAAAAAUACUCAAUUUCUUAGUACUUAAAGCCUAGUUCGGUAUUUCAAGAAUAAAACAAUUAGUACAGUU